AGCAUCCCAAUCCUCUCUCCCUUCUCUGUCCCUUCUCAUACUGGAGCACUAUUCGCAAUGUCUCCCACGGCAGCACGGGCUUUCCUCGCGCUUCUGGUCACGCUCAGCGCCCAGAAUCCACUAUUGACAGCCUUCAAACCACUGCGUCCACGCAAUGUGAAGCUAACAUCCGUGGAAAAAGGCUUAAAGGUGACGUGGGAACCUCCUAAUGAGCUGGAUGGCCGGGCAGUGGACCGCUACAACAUCGGCUAUGGCAAGUCCAUGCGGUCACUGCGCUUCAUCACGGUGGACAAGGAUCGCCGCUCCGAGGUACUAGAGGAUGUAGAGCCUGGAGUCCUGCACUUUCUCAAAAUGAGUGCUGAGAAUGAGGAGGGAAUGAGUAAACCAGUCUACAGGGCAGAAACUCCGGGAGGUGGUGAGUGGGUAAAACUGGACGGGUUUGCUGUUGAAGGUGGAUCCUCUUUCAACGGCUCCACACCAGGGAGGAGGUUGUCAGAAAUCCCCGCUAAGACAAACCCUCACCCUUCGGUGCAGAGAGGGCCACUGGUGCAGCAGAGAGCCCCUCAGUCCUCAUCAGGCCCUGAGGCUCCACGCACAGGCAAAUACCUGCCCAUCCGUCCCCACACCAAACCCAGGGUGGACCUCAGUCAGCCACAAGCUGACCAGCGCAAUACAAACAAGCCCAAACUUGCAUCUGAGUCCAUCUAUGUGGUAUCACUGCAGGCACAGAAAGCCAUACAGAGGAGUGUACCAGUCAACAAGGCCCCUAUGACCAAACCCCCCCCUCCAGAACCUGAGGUAGUUGAAGAGGUGGAGGAUCUCGCAGUGAGAGUUUUGUCCCCCAAAUCUGUCCUCAUCACAUGGGUGGAUCCACUGGUAGAAAAGCAGAAGAACAUUCCUGAAGGCACCAGGUAUUACACAGUGAGAUACAGAGAGAAGGGAGAGUCUGCUCGAUGGGAGUAUAAGGAGACCAGUCAGAGGCGACUCAUGAUUGAGACACUCACUGCAGAUGGAAUGUAUGAGUUCUCUAUUCGAAUCUCCAAAGGGGACCAACAUGGAAAAUGGAGUAUAUCUGUAUUCCAGAGGACGCCAGAAUCAGCUCCCUCUGGUCCUCCUGAGAACUUCCAGGUGAAAUCACUUAGAGGGAAAGGCACUGCUGUAAUAGCAACAUGGGAUCCACCUGAAGAGCCCAAUGGUAAAAUCAGAGAAUACAUCCUCUCCUAUGCUCCAGCCAUGAAACCUUUUGGAGCAAAAUCAGUGACAUACCGAGGUACUAUCACCACGGCAACCAUAGAUGGCUUGACACCAGGGGAUCGCUACAUCUUUAAAAUUCGUGCAGUCAACAGGAAAGGGCAAGGACCUCAGUCUAAAGCUUUUAGUGUUGCACUGCCUGAGACCAGUACUACAAUUUCAAGACCUUCCACACACUCAGAGAACCCCUCCAGAACAUCAGUGUAUGAUGAUUUGGAACACAAGCGUAUAGAAGAGAUGAAAAAGCCUGAUCCUCAAUCCACUGUUGCUUCACCCAUGUCCAAGAAAACUCGCCCCCUCUCUCAGACACGUUCUUAUCACAGUAUCUUCUCUGCUGUGAGGGGCUCUGUCAGAAACUUAGGUUCCAACUCAGGGACAUCGACAAGGUUAGCCCAUGGUGAAAGCAGAAAUACAGAAAGAGAUGAGGAAGAAGUGCCAACAUACCCUCCUAUAAAACAUGAGAUAAAAGCAAAUGAAGCUGGUGAGGAUACACAACCACGAAGUAACAGCAAUGUUCCAUCAAAAUCUGGGGAGGAAGGACAAAAAGCACCUGGACCCAAGGAAUCCAGCUCCAUUCUCAAAAGUUCAUUACUAAACACACAAACUUCACCUCCAAAACCUUCUUCAUCUGCCUCUCUUCCUAAGUCAUCAGAGGGCUACCACAAUAGCCAGUCUUUGACGCCACGUACAUCUUCUGUUGUUAAUGUCAGUCGGAUAAGACGGCCAACCUUUCGUACCUCUGGGUCACAGUUAAGGACUCAAAACGUGAUGUCUUCUAGCUCACCCAAAAGCCAGGAAUCUGCAGCCACAAGGAAAGACUACACAACUAGCGCAGAUCCUGAGGGAAAGGAUUUGUACAAUAAGAUCGGUGUUACAGAAUCAAAAUCAUCCACCCCAUCUCAGGAAACUAGAACUGAAAUAAACAAAGAGUCAUCAUCAUCACCCACUUUUGCUACUGACUCGUCUUCCUCAUCAUCAGCAUCAUCAGCAAUUUCCUCUUCAUCAACAUCCUCUUUGUCACCAUCAUCAUCAUCUGAAACAAGUAGAGUUUCUUCCCCAACAAGUCAUCGCAGUGGUUUAGGGUCGAGUUCUGUUUAUACAAAUAGCAGAAAGGUAGGAAUUUCACCUAGGGGUCACAGACCUCAGAUAGCACAGAGGAAACCUAGUUCAUUUUUAACUGCUUCAUCACAUUCCACAACUUCAACAGGAUCCAGGACUUCUGACAAUAGUGUUAGCUCAUCAAAAAGUAUUCAAGAUACAAAAACUGAUCAAGUUAAUUAUCAUCAUCAAAUUAAACAGACAGACACUAAAAAUAAUGAGUCCCCACCUUCCUUCUAUCAGUCUACCACUACUCAUUCUCCCUCAGCCAAAGAGGAGAAAAAAGAGGAAAGGAAGAACAAUGAAUAUGAAGACAAAGGUGAUGGUAGCUAUGCAAUUGCAUCUCAACUGCCUACUAGAACAAAUCCCAUUGUCACAGGCCGGGCUACUUCUCCAACAAAUAGAAAUUCCAGAAUAUUGUUGGGCAACCGAAGACAAGAUGGCAGAAUCCCAUGGAGCAGGACUGCUUCUUCUGUAAGUGCAGCAAGGCCAAUCCUGAGAGGAAUUCCAUCCCAUUCAGCUGUUUCUGGAGCACAGGACAUUAGUGAUAAAAAUGAAGCUUCCCUCCCAACUUACCCCUCAAAACAAAGGGUGGAACCUACACCUUCCAUACCUACUGUGAUCAGUAAACAAAGAGCUUCAAACAAUGGGCUGACAAACUCAGAUAAUCUCAGUCCAAAUAAAUAUUCAAAGACGAGCAAUGAUCAUGAAGAUGAUUACAACUAUGAGGGCAACAAAGAGACCUAUGAUAUUAUCAAUAAAAAUGUUGUCUCAACUUCACCUCCUAAAACUACUGCCUCUCCUGUUCUCCGAAAGCCUGUUUUGAGUUCAAAUGGAAGGUCCCGUUCUCCCAUCCUAGCAAGUAGACUAAAUGGGUCACGGUUCCCUGUUAAGUUACAGCCUGUACAACAUACAAGGUCUAGCUCCCCUGCUAAUCAAGACACCUCCGCACUCAUUUCAACUUCUUCAUCCUCUUCUACUCCCCAAACCAAUCAACAACCAGCAGUUAUUUCAGAUCGAGGAUCAGCUAUUAGCAGUAAUGGUAAUGCCCGAAAUCCUGUCAUGGGAUCAAGGAUACGCCAGCUAAGCAGAUCUGACUCUAUUUUAAGAGGGAAAACCCCACUCAGUGGUUACAAACCUAGUGAUGGGCAAGGAAAAAAUGGACGACCUAAUCUUACGUCUACAAAUGGCAAAAUUUUGUCUACAUCAGGUGUAAAAACAAAACCAAAUGGAAUCAAAUAUAUCACAGCUCCCGAUGGAAUCAAAUGGGUUGUAGAUCUGGAUAGAGGGGUCUUAAUGAAUGAAGAUGGGAAGGUUUUGCAGGAUUCUAGGGGCCGGCCCAGGAAAGUAGUUCUUGGAGAAGAUGGAAAAACUAUUUUUGAUGAAGAGGGAACCCCAUUGGUAAACCAGGAAGGUGUGGCUCUGUUUGGUCAUGGGAGGGACAGCCGACCUGUUGUGAACCCCAAAGAUAAAUACUUAACUGUAGGAGGGAAGCCACUGGUCGGCUUGGAUCGUCCUAAACCCAGAACUACAACAACAACCACAGCAACCAGCACUACAACUAUAGCUACUACAACUACAACCACUACUACAACCACUCCCGAACCCACCACAACAGAUAUUACAACUCUGGAGCCAACCACCACCCCUUUAUUUCCUACAUGUCCCCCUGGGACAUUUGCAAGGUUGGAUAAAAAUGGAUUUCCUAAGAUGAAUACAGAUGGCAUUCUGGACUGCUACCCAGAUGAGGCUGGCUCAGGGAUGGCACUGGAAUCCAUGGUUACAAUCACUAUGGCACCUGCCGAUGCUUUUGCAAUAGAGGAAGAUAACUUUUUGAUGGAGACUACACUACCCCCCACCACCAUCCAGAUACCCACCACUCAACCCCCAACUCCUGAAACCCGCCCCCUCAACAACAGCCCGUCCUCAGAGCUUGAUGCUUCUGGAAAGAAACGCUUUACAGCUCCAUAUGUGAACUACAUCCAGAAGGAUCCUGGAGCUCCAUGUUCCCUGACAGAAGCCCUGGAGUACCUGCAGCUUGAUGUCCUGGCUGACCUUAUGGAGAAGGAUGGCCUGUUGGCCAGUCAAAAACAACCACCCAAAAACAAACCCCAUAAUAUCACAGUGGUUGCCAUGGAAGGCUGUCACUCUUUUGUUAUUUUGGACUGGGCCCGCCCACUGAAGGAUGACAUGGUGUCAGGGUACAUGGUGCACAGCGCUUCCUAUGAUGAUGUCCUGAACAACAGAUGGUCAUCUCGCCUCUCAUCUGGCACCCACCUAGCUGUGGAGAACCUCAAGCCCAACUCCAGGUACUAUUUCAGAGUCCAAGCAAAGAACGUUUUUGGUCUAGGACCAGUCAGCGACACAUUAACUUAUGUUACAGAAUCAGAUGACCCUCUUCUUAUAGAGAGACCCCCAGGUGGAGAGCCUAUCUGGAUUCCAUUCACCUUUAAGUACAACCAUGCCCACAGUUCCUGUAAAGGAAGUCAAUUCGUGAAGCGCACUUGGUACAGGAAGUUUGUGGGUGUGGUCCUCUGCAACUCCCUGCGCUACAAGAUAUUUAUGGGAGACGCCCUCAAAGACACUUUCUACAGUGUUGCUGAUUCAUUUGGCCAUGGAGAAGACCACUGUCAGUUUGUAGAUUCCUAUCUUGAUGGGAGGACAGGCCCACACAACCUUUCCCUCUACUUACCCACAGCUCAAGGUUACUAUCGUUCAUAUAGGCAAGAGCCUGUAAAUUUUGGGCCCAUAGGCAGGCGUACGCCUCAUACUUUUGUAGGCUGGUACGAGUGUGGCGUGCCAAUCCCAGGCAAAUGGUAACAGAGGGAUUUCUGUAAGCCGGUCACCACUGUCAACCACAUUCCAUCCUACUGCAUCCUCCUUCCUUGUCUGUUUGCCAGUCCCAUACAUGAACGUUUGCUCACCAUAGCCACUGAAUCACAAACAUACUGUUACUGAGAGAAUAUAAUACUUAAAUCAGCACAUUUCUAUAUAAUUAUUCAAAUAUAAAACACUUUUUCAAUGCAGUCUGUAUAUGAGGAAAUACAAGCAUGUGUGCUCAAACAAUUAAUAACAUUUUCAGGGACGUAGUAUCCUCAAUAAUUCCUAAUGAUUGAUAGCGGCUUCUGAUUUUAUUUCUGUCUGGAGUAAUUUAUAUUAUUAUGACUCAAUAUGUAUCUAUAAGAAGUCCUGUAACACAAAUCACAAGCCCAACAAAGCAAUGACUGGGGAUUGCUGAAACCUUACAAAUACAAUGACAUAUACAACAAUGGUGUAACAAAUUUUAAUGAUGUUUUCUUUGUUAUUUUUAAUAACUUUGCUUAUUUUUGUACACAUGUUUUGUACCAUCUUACUUUCAACAACAGCUGGCUUGGAAGUAUUGCCCAUAUAAGGGCAAAUAAAAAGCUCAGGAAAGGAUGAAACUGAAUAAAGGUGCUAUGGAAAAAAUGAAAAGGCUUUAUCUUACAUGGACCCCAUGGCAUUAGCAUACUGAAAACAUGGCAGUCAGAUGACAGUCGGUUGAAAGAUGGACCCUGCCUGAGACUACUCUGACGGUCAUCAGUGGAGCUGCUGGGUGAAUAGUCUGAGCAGACUGAGGAACCUGCUCUGACAUCCUUAUGUGUCUGCAUUUCUGAUCAGCAAGCAUUUGCUAUGUUGACUUCCUGUAACGUGGUCAGCUUGUGGUAGAGUGCAAAGAAAAUGUAACAGAAGAGGCUAACAUCCAUGAAUCAUUCAAUCAGGAUGCAAUAGCCACAGUAUACAAUGGGCAUACAAAAUAUUUUUAAUGAAAAAAGCAUGUUGAUAUUAUACAAUUUCAUGGUCAGACUCUUUUGGUUAAAACUUUAAACAUUAAGAAUGCAGAUUAGCAGUACCUUAUUUCCCAUAUUUUUCCUUUGCAGUUUUUUUUUUACAUAAAUAUGUAUGGUGUUUCAUUUAAUAAUAAUGAAAAAAUAAUGACAUCUACCAAAUUAUGUAAACUUUUUUUUUCUAGUAACUGCCAUGCAGUCACAUAUGUUGUUUUGGGUGGGAUCAUCUCUUAUGUUGACAUCAUUUGUUACAUUUCAGUAUUGAUUCAAUUAGAGUUUGAUGUAAGUCUCUUAUCUCUAGCACCAGCAGUUCCUUAUUCCAUAAAAUUAAAGCACAUUCAUGUUUUACUUGGCAUGCAGGAAAAAAAAUGUACCCAGUACCUCUUUCAGUUGGGAAUGAGAGCUGGCUAGAUAUGUGAUCAUUUGUUUAAAUAGCUAUUGUUCUCCAGUUUGAUGAUGGUAAUUAUCAUUUUUCAUGGAUGGACAAAGCUGACAAUAACAAAGAUAAAAACAUUCUGCACUUACUUCCAUUCCAAAAUAAACACAUGCUACAUACGUCUUCUCAUGUUUCUCAUGCCUUGCUGAAACAGGUUGUCUGAGAUCAAAUUACCAAACACAAAGGUUAGGGUGAUUUAUGACUUAAAUACUAUAAUAAUGUGCAUGUGCUCCUCGCUACAGUUAUAACCUCCAGGCCUCUGAAUGUUACUAUUCCUCAGCUGUCUGUAGCUACAUCCUUGUGGGCAAGUUUGACACAAGUGAAGUUGAUCUCAUCAAAACUGACUGCAAUGGCCAGAUAAAGAUACCUGACUUGACUAAAAUGACUAAAUGACUCA
This is a messenger RNA of Electrophorus electricus (electric eel), 6988 nucleotides long. It is a transcript of the gene fndc1, whose product is annotated as fibronectin type III domain containing 1. The record is from RefSeq and is a predicted model, not a curated record. Gene Ontology annotation, molecular function: protein binding. Lineage: Eukaryota; Metazoa; Chordata; Actinopteri; Gymnotiformes; Gymnotidae.